Molecule: messenger RNA, 6663 nt
Organism: Megalops cyprinoides (Indo-Pacific tarpon)
Lineage: Eukaryota; Metazoa; Chordata; Actinopteri; Elopiformes; Megalopidae
Product: mucin-5B-like
Exons: 48
Coding region: 1-6663 (2220 amino acids)
Cellular component (GO): extracellular matrix
Molecular function (GO): protein binding
Source: RefSeq, a predicted model, not a curated record
AUGGGGAUGCCAGGGGAAAUAUCCACAUGCAUGCUGAUAUGGAUGGCACUGGCUAUUGGAUUCGCCACUGCACAGACAGCUAGCCCCUCAGUUAUUACAAUCAUCCCUUCAAUUACGACGAUACCAAUAAUCUCAGGAGUGAGCCCUGCACACAAUGGUCAGGUCUGCAGCACGUGGGGGAACUACCACUUCAAGACAUUUGAUGGGAAUGUCUUCCAGCUCCCCUCCACCUGCAACUACAUCCUGACCUCACUGUGCAAAGGCUCCUAUGAGGACUUCAACAUCCAGAUGAGACGGCAGGUUUUGAACAAUCUACCCACUAUCAGCAAAAUCACUAUGAAGCUGGAUGGAACAGUGGUGGAGCUCUUCAAGGGUUCUGUCAAUAUCAAUGGAGAGAAGGUCAAGCUGCCGUUCAGUCAGUCAGGAGUUGUGAUUGAGCAGAGCCCCUCCUACAUUAAGAUCUCCUCACGGCUGGGGCUGGUUGUCAUUUGGAAUCAAGAUGACUCCCUCUUGCUGGAGAUUGACAACAAAUACAGAAACCAGACCUGUGGGCUGUGUGGGGACUUCAAUGGUGUACAGUUCUAUGAUGAGUUCAUUAAAGAUGGUAAGUCAUUAGUGCACCUCUUUGACACAAAACCAGUUUGUGAGCACCUGCUCUCUGGCCCUGCCUUCAGCAGCUGUCAAGACCUGGUGACCAGUGACCCCUUUGUUCAGGCCUGUGUGAUGGACCUGUGUCACUGUGACAACAGCAGCAGCUCUUUUUGCCUUUGCAACACCAUGUCAGAGUACUCCCGUCAGUGUGUGCAUGCAGGCGGGAAGCCCCAGCAGUGGAGGACUGCCCAGUUCUGCUCUAAGUCCUGUCCCUUCAACAUGGAAUACCAGGAGUGUGGGAUUCCAUGUACAGAUACUUGCUCAAACCCAGACCGGGGCCAGCUCUGCGAGGACCACUGCAUUGAUGGCUGCUUCUGUCCCCCAGGGACUGUUUUUGAUGACAUGGCACAGAGUGGGUGCAUUCCAGUGCAACAAUGCUCCUGUCGCUAUAAUGGUAAAAUAUACACCCCAGGUGAAACUUAUACAACCUCCUGCAAGGAAUGCACAUGUGCUGGAGGUGAGUGGAGCUGCCAAGACUUUGAGUGCCCUGGAACCUGCUCUGUUGAAGGAGGCUCACACAUCACUACCUAUGAUGGGAAAGCCUACACAUUCCAUGGCCAGUGCACCUAUGUUCUCUCUAAGCAAUGCAAUGGGAGUGAUUUUACUGUCCUGGCUGAGAUUGUGAGCUGUGGGCUAACUGACACUGAGACGUGUUUGAAAACUGUUACUCUGGCCAUCGCAGGAAGUGAUAUCUUCACGGUGCAGGCAAGUGGAAGUGUCUUUGUAAAUAGGGUGUUUUCUCAGCUGCCACUUUCUAUAGCUCAUGUGACUAUAUUCAAACCCUCCACCUUCUACAUCAUUAUCCAAACCCCUCGUGGCCUUCAGCUGAAAAUCCAACUGAUACCAGUCAUGCAGGUCUACAUCACUGCCAGUCAUUCCAACAAGGGAAGUACUUGUGGUCUCUGUGGAAACUUUAACGAUGUGCAAGCUGAUGACUUCAAGGCCAGUUCUGGACUCGUGGAGGGAACCGCUGCAGCUUUUGCUAAUACCUGGAAGACACAAGCCAGCUGUCCUGAGGUGAAGAGCAGCUAUGAGAACCCCUGCAGUCUGAGUGUGGAGAACGAGCAAUAUGCUCAGCACUGGUGCUCUAUGCUGACAGAUCCACAAGGAGUGUUUGCUCCAUGCCAUGCUGAGAUAAGCCCAGGCGCCUAUAAAGCAACCUGCAUGUAUGACAGCUGUAACUGUGAGAGGAGUGAGGACUGCAUGUGUGCAGUCCUUGCCUCUUACGUCCAUGCCUGCACAGCCAGGGGCAUCAGCUUGCACGGGUGGCGAGAAACUGUCUGCAGGAAAUAUGCUUCCACCUGUCCCAGCACCAUGGUGUAUGACUACAGUAUGACCAGCUGCCAGCGUAGCUGCCGGUCGCUCAGUGAUCCUGACUACACCUGUGAGGUAGAUUUUGUACCUGUGGACGGGUGUGGCUGUGCACAGGGAACCUACAUGAACCAAGAGGGCAAAUGCGUUGCACCUGCAAGCUGUCCCUGCUACUACAAGGGGAUAGAGGUGCCCCCUGGAGAGGUCAUCAACAAGGAUGGAACUAUUUGCACUUGCAAGCAAGGGAAACUGAGUUGCAUUGGACAAGUUUUACAGCACCAUACUUGCAUUGCACCAAUGGUAUUCUUCAACUGCUCCAGUGCUAGUGCAUCCGCCAUAGGCUCCGAGUGCCAGAAAAGCUGCAAUACACUUGACAUGGAGUGUAUCAGCACAGAGUGCCUCUCUGGCUGUGUGUGUCCCUCUGGGCUGGUGUCAGAUGGGAGAGGGGGCUGUAUAGCUCAGGCCUCCUGUCCUUGUGUCCACAAUGGAGCUCAAUAUCAACCUGGAGACAAAAUUAAAGUUGACUGCAACACCUGCACCUGCAAGGACAGGAAAUGGCAGUGCACAUCUAACAAGUGCCAUGGUACCUGUGCCAUUUAUGGAGAUGGGCAUUACAUCACUUUUGAUGAAAAAAGGUUUAGCUUCAAUGGAGACUGUGAAUACACACUCACUCAAGACUACUGUAGCAGCAACAAUCUCAACGGCACCUUCAGAGUGAUUACUGAGAACAUUCCCUGUGGAACAACAGGAACCACAUGUUCCAAGGCCAUCAAGCUGUACCUAGGGAACUCUGAGCUAAUACUGACAGAAGGAAACUAUCAAGUCAUCCAGAGAGAUGCAGGUGUUGAGGUUCCCUACCGGAUACGUACCAUGGGGAUUUACUUGGUGAUUGAAGCUAGCAAUGGCCUGAUCCUCAUGUGGGACAAAAAGACCAGCAUGUUCAUCAAACUUAGCCCCAAAUUUGAGGGCCAUGUCUGUGGUCUGUGUGGAAACUAUGAUGGCAAUGGGAACAACGACUUCACCACCAGAAGCCAAGCAGAAGUGACUGAUGUCCAGGAGUUUGGGAACAGCUGGAAGCUUUCUCCCAGCUGCCCUGAUGCAGAGUACACUAAAGACCCCUGCACAUCAAACCCCUACAGGCAGGCCUGGGCACAGAAACAAUGUGCCAUCAUAAAUAGUGUGGUGUUCAACACCUGCCACUCACAGGUGGAUCCCACUCCAUACUAUGAGAACUGUGUGAGAGACUCGUGUGCCUGUGACAGUGGUGGAGACUGUGAGUGUUUCUGCACAGCUGUGGCAGCAUAUGCACAGGCUUGCAAUGAGGCUGGAGCCUGCAUUACCUGGAGAAGCCCACAAAUCUGCCCUCUCUUCUGUGAUUUCUAUAACCCCCCUGACCAAUGUGAGUGGCACUACAAGCCCUGUGGAGUUCCCUGCCUAAAGACCUGCAGGAACCCAACAGGCAACUGCUCCAAUCAUAUUCCAGCACUUGAAGGGUGCUAUCCAAUAUGUCCUCCAGCCCAGCCAUUUUUAGAUGAAGCCAAAAUGAAGUGUGUGGCAAGGGAACAGUGCAGCUGCUAUGAUGGAGAGGGAAGGCCUUACAUGAACGGACAAAGAGUUCCUUCCACAGAGAAUUGCUACACAUGGUAUGCAUGUUCCUGUACAUACAAAGGGAACAUAUAUGACUAUGGAAGUACAAUUUACAACACUACUGAUGGAGAUGGCAGCUGUAUCACUGCUGUCUGUGGAGAGAAUGGGACAGUUCACAGAGAUAUGUAUCCUUGUGGAACCCCAACCCCAACAAUACUGACUUCAUCACCACCCCAGACCAAAACAUCUGGCAGCACCACACAGAGUUUACCCACAGCACAACAAACAUCAGUCUUUGUCUUCUCAACAUCUGUAAUUACAGAAAGCACAAUGUCUACAUCACAGGCACUUCCAUCAGCAUCAACUCCCGUUGUGACAACUACAACAGUAUCGCCAGUAGUAACCUCUUCCCGACCCUCAGUGUCUACUGAGAAAACAGCUGUGCCAUCAACUCAACGAGUGACAACAGCUGUGCCAUCAACUCAACUGGUGGAAACAUCUUCAGCACUUGAAAUACCAUCAACACUUAGCACAGCUGAAAUCACAACACCAGAGAAAAUUGUGACAGAAUCAACAAGAUCACCCAAGUUCAUUACAACUGGACCAAGAACUUCAUCCACAACAGUAAUCACAGAAAGCACAAUGUCUACAUCACAGGCACUUCCAUCAGCAUCAACUCCCAUUGUGACAACUACAACAUAUCAAAGUAAAGAUUUUUCACGGGGGUCAUUAAUAUAUAAUGAAACAGAUGGUGAUGGCUGGUGUUUCACUGCUUACUGCACUGCCAAGUGUAAAAUAGAGAAGCAGCCAAAACCCUGUCCUAUUCUAACACCCACAACAGCAAGUACACAGUCUCCAUCCACCGUGAAUACAACAUCAACUACAACAACCAGCUCACAACCUACACCAUCUGGCCCAGACUGUGACAACAUACAUCCACCACGAAAGAGUGGUGAGUCUUGGAGGCUUGGGAAUUGUACCAUAGCAUCAUGCAGUAAUGGCAGUACUACCAUAAAGCCAGUGCAGUGCAAACCUGUGAUCAUGCCUGACUGUGAAAAUGACCGUCCCCCAGUUAAGGUGUAUGAUGAGACUGGAUGCUGCUUCCAUUAUGAAUGCGAAUGUUCAUGUGAUGGAUGGGGGCACACUCACUAUGUGACCUUCGAUGGAAAAUAUUACACCUUUCAGGAAAACUGCACUUACAUUCUGGUCCAAGAGAUCAUUUCCAAACAUGACAACUUCAGAAUCCUCACUGAUAACUCCUACUGUGAUGUCCCUUAUAGCAUAGGAUGCCACCAGGCUUUGAUUGUGUCUUACAAAGCUUAUGAAAUUGUUCUUACCCAGAAGAUAACUCCAAAUGCAACCGAAAAUGUGGUGUACAUCAACCAGAAGCAAAUCUUCCCAGCCUACUCUAAUGGUGACCUCAUCAUCAUCAGUACUGGAACUGAAAUAGUCCUGGAAAUCCCUGGUAUCCAGGCACAAGUGACAUUCAAAGGCACAACAUUCAGCAUCAACCUGCCAUAUUCCCUCUUCUACAACAACACAGAGGGGCUCUGUGGUACAUGUGACAAUAAACAGGAAAAUGACUGCCAGUUGCCAAAUCGCCAGGUUCAAUCUUCAUGCUCUCACACAGCCCCCCAUUGGUACAUUCCUGACCAGAAGAAUCCCCAUUGUUUAACACCACCUACAGUUCCACCUCAUACAACAUCGGUGGCCCCUGUAACAACUCCAACUCCAACUCCCUGCAUGUCAGCACUCUGCGAAAUCAUGCACAGCAAGGUCUUUGAGAAGUGCUGGAAGGUCAUCCCGCCUCAGGCCUUCUAUGCUGCGUGUAACUCUGAUGAUUGCCAAAAUAAGAUUUCCUGCUCCAGUUUAGAAGCCUAUGCGUCCAAGUGUGCAAGUGCUGGAAUAUGCAUUGACUGGAGAAACUCGACAAGUGGAAUAUGUGAGUAUAAAUGCCCUGAUACUAAGGUGUACAGGUCAUGUGGCCCUCCAGUGCAGCCCACCUGCAACACCAGGUAUAAUGAGAAGUACAUGAAUCUCCUUCAGACUCAGCAGAUAAACAGCAUUGGAAUGAAGGAGGGGUGCUUCUGUCCUUCUGGGACAAUCCUGUUUAACUCAUACAUAGACACAUGUGUCACCUCCUGUGACUGCACUGGACCUGAUGGGAAGCCCAAAAUGGCUGGGGAAACAUGGCAGAGUAACUGUCAGCAGUGUGAGUGUGAUGCUGACUCAAACGGUGUCCAGUGCAAGCCUGUAGACUGUCCCAUCCAUACAAACAUUACCUGUGACAAACAAGGUCAAGUGAUGCUGAAUGAGACAGUGGAUUGCUGCCAGCAAAGCAAAUGUGAGCCCAAAUCUGUUUGUGUCUUCAAUAACACAGAAUAUCAGCCAGGAGCUAGCAUUUCCACAGAUGGCUGCAGGCAGUGCCAGUGUGGAGACAGCGCUGCCUCAGACUCUCCACUGCAUGCCAUUGAGUGCCAUCCAACCCCCUGUGAUACUCACUGCCAACUGGGCUUUGAGUACCAGGUGGUUUCUGGGCAGUGCUGUGGAAAGUGUGUGCAGAAGAGCUGUGUCAUUGCACUGCCAGACAACACAACACACCUCAUCCAGCCUGGUCAGAUCUGGCCUCUUCCUGAUGAUAAGUGUGUAAAAUAUAAAUGUGAGGAGAUAGAGGACCAGCUAGUACCUGUGGAGGUGAAAACGGUCUGCCCUGAGUUCCACCCAAAGGAAUGCAUCCCUGGAACUGAGAAAACGGAUUCAGAUGGCUGCUGCCAAACCUGCACUACACAUCAUAACUGUAAUGUUCAGAAGAACAGCACCCACCUGAUCAGCAAUGGCUGCCACUCCACUGUGCCAGUGGAAAUCACUUCAUGCCAAGGCACCUGUGGGACCUCCUCCAUGUACUCAGCUAAGGAAGAUGCCCUGAUACACUCCUGCUCCUGCUGUCAGGAGAUGUCCACCAGUAGAAAGGAGGUGGAGAUGGCCUGCCCUGAUGGGACAAAAAUCAAGCACUCUUACAUCUACAUUGAAACAUGUGCCUGCCACAUCACAGAAUGUGGCAUGCAGAUUUCACCCACCUCAAAAGCCUUUGGGCAAAGACGAAGGCGCAAAUGA